GACAAUCGUCGAAAUGCUAUACGCGAGGUACGGUCGUUUUGAAUCAAGUUCGAACGGUCGAAGCGGUCUUGUCGCGUGAAAAACUGAAAAAGCCGGCAAAACGAUUGUUGUUGAGUGGGAAAACUGAAGCGAAGCAAGUGUGUUGUGAUUGAGAAAAAAGCGGUAGCCAAACGAGCCGUUUAAUGAGCAAACAAGCUGGCCAAUAACCAUUAACCAUCAAGGAAUCGUGAUAACAAAACGGAGACGCAAGACCAGACAGCAAUUUGUUAAAUUUUUUCAAAAACGUCGUGUGUGUUCCUCUCCUGGCAGCAACAAAAUCAAAAACCAGUAAUUUACCAGCAUUUAAAUUGCAUUUAUUUAGGAUUUAUUAAAGUUUUGGAAAAAGAGAAACAGCAAGGUCGUUGGGGUCAAAUGUUGUAAUCAUGCAAGUGACAAAAAAUUUAAAUUCGAGUAAAUAAGAAAUUAAGAAAUAAAGUUUGUAAUAAAAAGGAGACACGGAUAUUUCCCUACAUUCUCUUUUCUAAUUUUAUUUGAGCAUCUUCGCGUCGCGCAACGGUAAAUCUUUCGCCCUACGUGUUCAGUGCGUGUUUGAGUGUGCGUUUUUCGGUUUUGUUUUCAUCUACUCCUUGCCGUUUCUUCUCUCUUUUUCCACCUUCAAUUGCCAUCUCCUAAUUUCUUCUACAAAACAGAAAGAAAUAAAAAAAAACGAAAACCAAAAAUUUUGAAGACCAAAACAUUGAUAAUCUAAAUCAAAAUUACUUUUUACUACUUGACAAAUUUUAUAUAACUUAAGGUGGUUGUCGCACAAAAGGUCAUGGUGCUAAUUAAAUUCAAGGUGAGUUUGUUGUUGUUGAUCUACUGCGCGCGGGCCUUUGGACUAAUUAGUUUUGCUGUUGCUGUUGUUGCGGCUGCUUUGGCUGAUGUUGCAACUGCAAACUGAUAUUGCUGAUGCUGUUGCAGUAGUGGCCGGUGCAACUUUAUUAACCGCUCGAGGUUUCAAUCUGCGGCUGUCAAAUUAAAUGAAAUUUACACUUUACCGUUAAAUUGGCAGAAGCAAUGCAGAGAAGCGGUGGCGCCAAACAAAAUGUGAGGAUAAACCAGCGUUGGAGCCUUCUGGGAUUAUGCUAAAAAUGCUCAAAGUGCGAUAUAAAUUUUUAUGAGUGUACGCGUUGAAUUUUUACGACUGUCUGCGCGGGGGCGGGGCAACAAAGGAAAAUUAAAGAAAAAUGCUCAAGGGUGCUCGAUGGCGACGAUUUAAAACAAUACAAAGAGUAGCUUAAAGUGCGCAAAGUGGAAAUUGCAUGCAACCAGGAGGUGUGGCACUCCCGUCGAACAGCACGUGACGAGCCAAACUAAUAGACGCCAUUUUGUAAGCGGUAAUUGGCAGGGCACACGUAAGCUUCACUCGUCUUACGUAGAGGAAGGAAACCACCCAGAUACCACCCACAAAUCAGCAAGAAAUCAACCCAGAAAACCAUUCACCUCAUCUUUAACCUCAAAUUCCCAUCAUGGCCGUUAGCAAUAUUGUCUGCGAGUGGCUGAGAGCUUUGGGCCUGGCCCAAUAUGCCGAGAGCUUCCUGGACAAUGGCUAUGACGAUUUGGAGAUCUGUAAACAGGUCGGUGAUCCCGAUCUGGACGCCAUUGGCGUCGAGAAUCCUGCCCAUCGACACAAGCUGCUGAAGAGCAUCCGAUCGCUGAGGGAAAAAGGUGCUGCCUCUGUCUACUUUAUGCUCAACGAUCCGAACUCUCUGUCCGGUAGCAUGGAGAUCCUCUGCGAAACACCGCCCAGCAACGAACUGGAGCUCGUCCUGCGGGAGCAACUGGAAACGGACGGAGUACGACUCACGGCGCAUCCAUAUUCGACACCGGAUGGACAACGCGGCCAUUUAGAGGGCCUGGCAUCCGUCUAUUGUGAGUUGCUAAUGGCUCCCUUCGGGGACAUUUUGGCGACGCUCGAGCAGGCACGCCAGGCGGCCUGGGCGGAGCGGAGUCCGUUGCACAGUACCCAGUUAAUGGGCGGCGGAGGAGGUGGGGCUAGCAGUAGCACGGGCAGCGGUAGCGGUGGUGCGGCCAGCGGUGGCAGCGGCGGGAGCAGCGGCAUCCUGCACCACCGCCAGCAGCAUGGCCAUCGGGGCCAUUCAAUGCACGGCGCCGGUCUGCCCAAUAGUCAUAGCCAGCCAAUUUAUGUGCCCGGAAAGUAUUCGCCUUCGAGUUGUUUGUCGGACAAGGAGGAGGACGAAAUCUAUGGCUUUGGCUAUGGCGUUUUUGCACCCCGCGUGGGCAGAGGUGGGUUAACGCAACAGCAACAGCUGCUGCAGCAACAGACACUGCAGACGCAGCAGAGCAUACAGCAGCAGCAGCUGCAACAGCAACAGCAGCAGCAACAACAGUUACCAAUUGUGCCAGGCCAGCAGCAGCAACCGGGAAAUGGUUCCCAUCAGCAUCAGACUCUGCCACCGAAUGUCGCCCAUUUGAACUUUGUGCAGCAAAACUGCCUGAGUCCACGUUCUGCUUAUUUCUAUGAAUUUCCACCGACAGCUGCAGAGGGUCGCGAAACAAAGAAACGCACCACACUGGCCCGAUUGCUGAAAGGCUUGAAGACUGUCAAUCGACGGGAUCGGAACAAUCAACAAAAUGCUGCCCAGGCCAGGGCGGCCAACGAUCGUCUGAGGCACUUUCAAAUGAUAAACGGCGGCGCCGGUGGACAGCAGCACAGCUUCGAGGAGACAAUCCACAGGUUGAAAGUACAAGAGGCCAUGCGGAAAAAGGAAAAAUUUCAACGUGAACACGAGGAGAUCCUGCGUGACAUUCGACAGGGUUUGUUGCAAAUGAGUCGCGGCGAAGGACGCAUGGACGAUACGUACAUGUACGACGAGGCGCUGAGGACGGGUGCCGGCAUGGGCAUCGCCGGACUGGGCAUGCCCAUCGGAAUGGCCGGAAACGGUGGAGGAGGCGGAGGAGCGGCCCAUUAUGCGGUGAGUGCGCUGCAUCAUCAAGGUCAUUGGUACGACGAGCCGCCCUACGAGAGUGAUCCCGAUGACUUUCUCAUGGCCGGGCUCAACUGCGGACCAGCUGCCACUAUUCAGGGUGGCCGUGUUCGGUUCUCGAACAACCGCGAGAGCACGGGCGUAAUUUCAUUAAGAUCCGCCGGAGAUAUUUCAUUGCCGCAACGUGGACCGCCGCGUAGAGGUCUUAUCGUGCCGCAGCAGCCGCCAAAUCCACCGACAAUAAUACCCUUAACGCACGCCAGAUCUCAUGACCGGGAAAGCGGCGACUAUGCGGGCUCCAUCUCAGACCUACAAAGCGUUACCUCCAGGCUCAGUGCAGUGUCGAUUGGCACCAACAACUGCACGGCCCGCUAUAGAACCCUAAGCGGCGGAAUCGGGGAAUCACCAUCGCUGUCGCCCAGUCCAUCGUCGGAUUACGAGGACAUCGGAGUGACCAGGGGCCAUGGUUGCCUGCCACCCAGCCUGCUGGCCGCGAAGGCCAAAAAGAACGGAAUGCCCCAUGGCAAGGCGAACACCAUUUGCCAAAAGGCCACGGUGCAUCAUUCGGGCGAGAUGCGUAGCUCGGCAAAGGAAAUUGGCGCAUUUAAUGAGAAUGGACGAAACUUUGUUGCCACAAAGGAUACGUCGAGGGAUUUCAGCAAUUCCCAAGAUAAUACCGACCGUGGCAGCAUGAGCGAUCAGGCGUUCGCCUGUUCGGCCAGCUCCGUGGAAAGUUUGCCCAGCGCUUCCGGUUCAAGCACCCAGGCUUUGGUUCGUCCUGGCAGUCCGCACAGCUCGAUUUCAGCCGAGGAUCGCACCUCGAUGGCCAGCUGCAUCUGCAAGGCCAAGGCACUUGUGGAUAGUUUGCCCAAUCCCUACGACAAGGAGGCGCUCAAAUUCAAGAAGGGCGAGCUUAUCGAUGUCCUGUCGAUGAAUGCCUCUGGCAUAUGGAAAGGACGAUGCCAUGGCCGUGUGGGCCACUUCAAGUUCAUCAAUGUAGAGGUUCUGCCAGAGCAGCGAAUGAAGAACUCCAAUAGCAAGACCCUUGCGACCGGCUCCCGGAUGGCCAAUCCCGGCAAUGGCAGUCACAAUGGUGGACCCUGUUCCGUGGAGGAUCUGCUGAUCCGCAUUGGACUCAAGGAGUACACAUCCGUGUUCGUGCUCAACGGCUACGAGGACCUGGAACUGUUCAAGGAACUGGAACCCGCCGACCUGGACUACCUGGGCAUACUCAACCAGGAGCAUCGUGCCAAGCUGCUGACGGCUGUGCAACUACUGCAUGACAUUGAAUCUACAAAUUUCGCCCGCACAGGCUCAGAUGUGGAUAUAGCCGGUUCCAGCUCGGAGAAUGAUGAAGCCCGCCUGAACAACAUCAACAUUAAGCAUGGAGCUUCACCCUUUGGCCGACGGCAUUUUCCCCGCGACUCUGGAUGCUAUGAAGGAUCUCCGCUGCCAAGUUCACAGACACCAACGCAGGCGGUAAACUCGACGGACGAGUCGAACAGCCUGGACGAUGUGGUGACCAAGUGUUCGAGUGAGAUAAUGAAGCGGGUGGAGAGCGCCCGUCGUUGCAAGGAUAAUCCCUUUAAGACCACGCUGCCUGGUGGAGGACGUCUCGGCAAGAAGUCCUUUCUCGGCGGCAACGGCCUUAUGGCGGACGAUACGCUCACGCGUGGAGGGCUUAGCGAGAAGUCGAGCGAUUCGGGGGUCAGCAGCAGUUCGCUAUCGUCGGGUCCGCUGAAGAGCAGCACUUAACAUUUGCCCACCAUACUGGCCCACGAGCUGCUGCUGGGCGUGGGCUCGGGCAUGGGUAUGGGUCUUGGCCUGGGUCAUGGCCAUGGCACCACCGGUACCCUGACGCCCCACGGUACCCUGGCUACAGCCACCUCGCCGACUGCCCAUUCGGCGCCGUUGGGAAAUAUCUGCAAUACGCUGCCACAUGCACCGAGCUCUAUGGCCAGCAAUCUGCCAUUGAACCGGAAUCUGGUGAUGCUACGAAAUCAUCUGCGCAAGAAUACGAGCGGCGCCGGAAAUGGUAGUGCAGGAGGAGCAUCCGGUGCUGGAGUGCAGCUGCUGCAGGAUCAUGACGACAGACUGGAGGAUCAAUAACCCAUUUACUACAUCAAAUUCUUAGUUUAGUCUCCCGUUGAGUUAAGUGUAUUUCAAUUGCUGUGAUUCGAUAGUGAAAACAAAAGGCCAACACGCGUCUUUCAGUUCAAAUGUAUAGUAUGUAUAGAGAGAGAUAGACAGGCAGUUAGGGAAAGAGAAAGAGAGUAGAGAAAGAGGGAAAGAUAGCGAGAUAGUCAGAGUCAGUCAAUCCUUCCUCCGAUAAUGUUGGCAUUUACACAAAAUAUUUAACACUUAUACAUAUACAUAUAUAUAUAUAUACAUAUAUAAAUACAGACUUUACAGACUUAUAUACAUACACAUCUGGAGAAAAUGAGAAAUUUUAUAUACUUAGUAACUACUUAAGUAACUUAAAAUGUUUUAACUAUUUUUAGUUAGCCUCAAGCUAUGUACGGAAGGAGGAGACUUGUUUGAUUUGCCAUUUAAUGUUUGUUUUCUGUUCAAUUGCUUUGUGUAUGCAUAUUUCUCAACGUGAUAUUGUGAAACGUCCAACUUGAAUUGCAUUUUACAUAUAGAUUCAUUUCCAACGUUUUAAUAACAGACACACACACACACAUACAUAGAAGUUGAUUCCUAUUUUAAGGCACACUUAUCUGGGUGCAAGCAAUAGACCAAUUCAAUUUUAAUAACUUAAAACGAAACAAAAAUAUUAAUAUUUAUACAAACAUAAGAAGAACAGAACACCAACUGCCAUUCGAAACUAAUUUUAGUUUGUUAAACUCGUAUAAGGACAAUGUAAAGGGAAAUCCGUCAGAAACUUGUAAAAAUCAAUGCCGAAAAUUGCCAAAAUCGAGCAGACAAAAGUAAUGUACGCUAAGCAAUAUUUUCAAAAUCAUAGCGAGACGUGUCCGAGAUCGUGUUUGUGUAUAUAUAUAGGAUUACGAUCCAGUUAAGAUUUAUUAUGCCACUUAUAGAAUACAUCAAGAAACGUAUCCACUAUGAGCGAUUUAGCGAUAAUCAAAAGCAGACAAUGAAAUUAGUCAGGCAGCGCAAAUGUUUUUAAUCAGUUUCCAGCAAAUUAGUUAAAUAAAUGAACAAAAUAUUUAUCACGGCACAACAACAACAGCAACAACUACGAAUAAAAUAUAUAUAUUUAAAUUAAAACUGAUUAAAAUACAUAUAAAUAGCUUAACCUAGCAUAGAGCAUACGAUUCUAAUUCUAAUAUAGCAAUUGACUAAAUGUAAAUGAGUUUAUUCGGCGAACGCUUUGACUUCUACUCAGAACGUAAAAUUAAACCUGAACAUAUUUUGUGAACAUAAGAUAUCGAUAUUCGUAUUGUAACUCAAUUAACUCUAAUCGCAAAUAAUUUAAAUCAAAUUUAAAAAACAAACAAACAAAUUGCACGUGUUACAGCCAGACGAAGAUAAGGUUAAAGACAGAUAUAUGAGAGUGGAGUAUGUGGAUUACUGGAUUAUAGGCAUUUUUUAAAUUUAACUAUCCAAAUUAUAUUUAAGUGUUUCAACUGUAAAUUGUAACAAAGUCAACAAAAGAAUAUUUAUAUAUAUUUAGAGACGACGUCGAAACGAACGACGAGAAGCGAACACAGAUCAAACACAUCCACACAGCAUGUGCUAGCAUUUUCUAAUUAUCACUGUAAAAUGAUGUAAUUUAAAGACAGAAUAUAUAAGCAAUAUUAAAGUUUAGCUUAACAAGGAGCCACAAAAUUGAUCAUUAAGUCAACUCAACACAUUACAAUUGCAAAACAAAACAAAAACCAUUCAAAUUCCAAUACACAAAGUAAAGAAAAACGAGAGCGCAAACUAAAGUAAUCAGAGUUCAGUAAAUUUUAGAAGAAAUUUUCAAAAACGAAAAACCAAAACGAAGUGGAAAACGAUGGUUCAUGCUUAUGCAUAAAUCAAAGUAAAAUUCUUUAAAUAAAAGUGAACAUAUCUAAAAAGUA
Messenger RNA from Drosophila eugracilis, 7015 nucleotides. It is a transcript of the gene SKIP, whose product is annotated as sterile alpha motif domain-containing protein 5. Gene Ontology annotation, molecular function: protein binding. The coding region runs from base 1509 to 4742 and encodes 1077 amino acids. The record is from RefSeq and is a predicted model, not a curated record. Lineage: Eukaryota; Metazoa; Arthropoda; Insecta; Diptera; Drosophilidae. The transcript is spliced from 21 exons.